This is a messenger RNA of Dufourea novaeangliae, 2957 nucleotides long. Its product is annotated as jmjC domain-containing histone demethylation protein 1-like. The transcript is spliced from 7 exons. Lineage: Eukaryota; Metazoa; Arthropoda; Insecta; Hymenoptera; Halictidae. Gene Ontology annotation, molecular function: transcription coregulator activity; DNA binding; protein binding. The record is from RefSeq and is a predicted model, not a curated record. The coding region runs from base 15 to 2957 and encodes 980 amino acids. Gene Ontology annotation, biological process: protein demethylation; regulation of transcription by RNA polymerase II.
ACAGCGUGUCCGCAAUGGCCGAUGACUCUACUUCUCUGCCUAAAAGGCGUCAAUUGCGAGAACGAACUAAGAAGUUAUACACAGACGACUGGACCAUAGGCGAUGAAGAAAUCGAGGGUCGCAGGACCUUCCAGCUCGAUGAAAAGAUUGAAUGUGAAAGAUACAAUCUUAAUAAUUUCACAGGAUUGUUCCGUGAAAUGGCUGGUUCGGAACUGACUCUGGCAUACCUACAGAAACAUGGUCUUAGUAUACCAUUACUCUUUAGAGAGAAAUCUGGACUGGGAUUACGAGUACCCAGUUCAAACUUUUCUGUUAAUGAUGUCAGAACAUGUGUUGGUUCCAAAAGAAUAUUAGAUGUAAUGGAUGUCAACACACAAAAAAAUGAAGAUAUGACAAUGAAAGAAUGGCAGAAGUAUUAUGAAGACCCCAACAAAGACCGCUUAUUAAAUGUCAUUUCCUUAGAAUUCAGCCAUACUAAAUUAGAAAAUUAUGUGCAAUCACCUGCAUUAGUACGGCAGGUUGAUUGGGUAGAUGUUGUUUGGCCAAGGCAUUUGAAGGAAGCACAAGUGGAGUCUACAAAUCUUUUGGAAGACAUGAUGUAUCCAAAAGUACAAAAAUAUUGUUUGAUGUCUGUAAAAGGAUGUUACACUGACUUUCAUGUUGAUUUCGGCGGAACUAGUGUUUGGUACCAUAUUUUACGAGGUGGAAAAAUAUUUUGGUUAAUCCCUCCUACUGAAAAGAAUUUAGCUCUUUACCAGGAAUGGGUAUUGAGUGGUAAACAAUCAGAUGUAUUCUUUGGGGAUAUGGUGGACAGGUGUGGCAGGAUAAGUUUAACAUCUGGUAUGACAUUAUUCAUCCCAACUGGUUGGAUUCAUGCUGUAUAUACACCUCAAGAUUCUUUAGUUUUUGGUGGAAACUUCUUACACAGUUUUGGUAUUGAGAAGCAAUUGAAAGUUGCACAAGUCGAAGAACAUACAAAAGUUCCACAAAAAUUCAGAUAUCCAUUUUUCACUGAAAUGUUAUGGUAUGUUUUGGAGAGAUACGUACAUGUACUCCUAGGCAGAAGUCAUUUGGAUAUUUCUGAAUCACAGCGUCAACAUUCAAUUCCACAACAUCAUCAACAUCUGCACUUAACACCGUUUGAAUUACAUGGUUUAAAAGCAAUAGUUAUGUAUUUACAUUCGCUGCCUUCUACUAAGAAGAAUGUGCCUGAUCUGAUCCGUGAUCCUGUUGCCUUAAUUCAUGAUGUUCGAUGUUUGGUAGAGCAACACAGGCAUGAUAAUCCAGAAGCAGCCGUGACGGGAAAUCCUGUGUUACCACCUCCACCACCAUUAACAAUUGCAGAAAGGGAGCGCUUGAGAGUAACUAAGAAAAGUUUUGCAAAGAUACAGAGGCAUCACUCGCAGGAAAAGUCUGAGAGGGCUUUCCCUCGUCGAAGACGCACUAGGUGUAAAAAAUGUGAAGCAUGUACAAGGACAGAUUGUGGGGAGUGCAUGUAUUGUCAAGAUAUGGUGAAAUUUGGUGGAAGUGGCCGUGCCAAACAAACUUGCUUAAUGAGACAAUGUCUAAGGCCUAUGCUCCCAGUUACAGCAGCUUGUAAAGUUUGUCGAUUAGAUGGCUGGGGACAGCCACCUGCACCAUUAAUGGGAAAGCCAACACCAACAGCGCCAUCAAGUUUAGUAGAAUGUUCGAUAUGCUUUGAUAUUGUCCAUCCGGAAUGCAUAGGAUUGGAUCAUCAAAGUAUAACGGUUAGCGAUGAUUUACCGAAUAGUUGGGAGUGUCCGUCGUGUUGUGAAAGCGGUCGAAAUCUAGACUGCAGGCCACGUCAACCUAAGGCUCGUGCACGAAAACUUUCUGUAUCUAGUGCUGCUUCGUCAGCACCGACAACAGAUUCUGAACGGGCUACUACACCAAGUAAACGUUCAAGACCCGAUCCCAGCGAUGCAUGGAAUGACAGAGAACCGGCUGAGGGUGAACAGCGAACAGCUUUACGUACACAAUUAGCUGUACAAUUAACUGGUUCAAGUAGUAAGUCAUUGAAGAGGCCCCACGUGGUAGUUAGACCUGUUCCGCUUCCGCCUGUUCAAAGACCAGGGCCCGAUUUUAAUGGACAAUCUUUAGUGUAUGACAAGACAGCAGUACUUGCUAUUUUUAGAUUUUUAAAUGCAAAGGAUCUGGCGAAUUGUGCCUUGGUUUGCCAUACAUGGGCCAGAUAUAGCAUUGAUCCUAGUUUAUGGAGAAAGCUGAAUAUGUCUCAUUCUCAUCUAACAGCUUUACAUUUGAAUGGUAUUAUACGUCGCCAACCGGAACAUCUGUCCCUUGACUGGACGAAUGUCACUAAAAGACAAUUAGCCUGGUUGCUUAGUAGAUUACCACAGCUCAGAACGUUAUCUGUACAAGGUUGUACGUGGGCUGGAGUCUGUGCUUUGAGAACAUGUACUUGUCCGCCACUCGUUACCUUAGAUCUGAGUCAUGUAUCUGGACUGAACGACUCGAGUUUGAGAGAGGUGCUCAGCCCACCUACAGAUUCGAGACCUGGUUUAAUUGACAAAACGUCAAGAUUGAAACAUCUUAAAAACUUGUCCUUGGCUGGAUGUAAUAUCACUGACGUAGCUUUGAGGUAUAUAGCUCAACACUUACCUUUUCUUGAAACAUUAGAUCUAUCGUCCUGUGGCAGAGUUACUGAUGCUGGCGUAGCUCAAUUAGCGACUCCACCGGCGCAUUUGGUAACGAACUUAGCGUCACUGAACUUGUCGAACUGUAAAUUACUCACGGAGACAACAUUAGAUCACUUGACGAGAUGUAAAGUGCUUAAACGUUUGGAUCUCAGACACACCACUCAAGUUUCGACACAAUCUGUAAUCAAGUUCGCUGCGAAAAGUAUUCAUAAUCUGCAUGUGACAGACGUUAAGUUGGUGGAAGAAAAGAAGAUAAAAGCAGAAAUUAAAAUUACAUGA